CGACUUGGCUAUGAGGACAAACUAAUGCGUGUUUUCGAAAACCCUAAACAACCUGACAAAAAGAUAGUCUCUAAUCACCUUGAUAAACUUUUCCAUAGCAUCCGUCUCCAGAUGCAAUUUCUUGUCAAAAUGCUUCUUGGCAGGAGAUGGAAGGAUAUCCUUGAUUCCUUAAAGGAGGAUGAACGCAUCAAAGAGAAGGGACCCGGAGCUGUUGAUAGCGAAAGUGAUAUUGAUAUAGGUAUGUCAUACCCUGUAAAAACCCUUGUUCCCACUUUUGCUUAUUCCUGGCAUUAG
This is a messenger RNA of Protopolystoma xenopodis, 294 nucleotides long. The record is from the annotation of a GenBank genome assembly. Lineage: Eukaryota; Metazoa; Platyhelminthes; Monogenea; Polystomatidea; Polystomatidae.